Messenger RNA from Ceratina calcarata, 3008 nucleotides. RefSeq names its product sialin. The record is from RefSeq and is a predicted model, not a curated record. Gene Ontology annotation, cellular component: membrane. Gene Ontology annotation, molecular function: transmembrane transporter activity. The coding region runs from base 1280 to 2863 and encodes 527 amino acids. The transcript is spliced from 9 exons. Lineage: Eukaryota; Metazoa; Arthropoda; Insecta; Hymenoptera; Apidae. Gene Ontology annotation, biological process: transmembrane transport; monoatomic anion transport.
AGAAUUUGAAAUGCUCGGAGAACGUGUAAAUAUAUUACAAGUGCCGGAAAUUAGAGCAAACGCGUAAAUUGUCACUAGUUUCAUCGGAAUCCGAGUACGUAUCGUAAAAUGCAGUGCGCGAUCCACUUAUAAGAUGACCGAGGCUUCUGGUUUAGAAACAAAUGUGUCAGAGAAACGCCAACUUUGACUCUACUGUACUAUACUACAGCGAUAACCGAUGCUAUGGUAUGCCGUAGCCGUUUUACCUGAGUCCCAGUCAGUCCCAGAAUCCUCCAAUCGUAGUAGAGACGUCGGCUAGAGCGAGAGGGAGCGGAGAAAGGAGUAGGAGAGAGAGAGAAGAGUCUCUCAUCUCUUUUUGCUCUUCUCUCUUUCUUCUAUGACAUUCAACAGAGUCGGAGCGAGAGGGAGAGGCAGAGAGGAAAUAAGAGGGGAAAAAGAGAGACGCACAAAUCCGAGCUACAGCCACACUACAGGUACUACAAGAGAAGCUGGAAGAAUAUAAGAAAAAUACGAGAGUGAGAGAUAAACUUACUAUACAUGCUCACACGUUAUUUGCACGAUGCGCAUAUUUUUUACAUACAUAUACAUAUUGUAUAUAACAUGAACGAUACGAGGAAUUUUAAUUUUACGAAUUCUUUUAGGACGAAAUAUGAACGAAGAAAGAAAAAAAUGAGGAGACCGCCCUACUCUAAACUUUGAAUAGAUCCCAGGGAAUCCUUAAGAGUCUCGAGGCUCUUAGGACACUCAAAGGAUCCACUGAAUUUUUACGAUGCCUUCCCGUUCUAAUUGCUACCGACGUCCUUGCAAAGAUUAUUAUCUAUAAGAAUUCUAUUAAAAUUGUUUCACUAGGUGGACGAUUAUUUUACUAAAUACUUGUACCCUUCGUCCCAUUUGUUCAGGUGCAUUAUGUAGCUCGUUUUAGACAUAUCUGAAACGAUGGUUCAAGGCUGGCAAUGAGCAUGAGUACGGGUACUUAUUGUAUCAAGGCUUGUUAGCAAACCGGGUUUCAUUCGCUUCACAGAUAUCGUACCACCGUGACUGACAGAUUGACAGUAUGACUUCCAGAAAGAGAGCUUUGAAAAAUCGUACCGUGGCACUGAAAUUCCAUUGAAAAAAUCCUGUGCGCGAUUCCUAACAAGUGAACUACACCAGUUGUUAAAAUUCUAUGCAAAAUGUAUCGAUUGAACAAUAUCGUAGUUUUGUAUAAACUGUAUUUAAAUAAAAGGACUCGACGUACGUGAACAAUAAUUGUUAGAACAAUGUGAUUUGAAACAAAAUAAUGGCGGCACUGGUUCGUUUGAAACGCGGAAGCGUACAAUUGAGGCACGCGGCACUCGAGAUGAAAGCAAGGCAUAUAGUAGCCGCAUUGGUCUCCGUAGGAUUCGCUUUAUGUGGUGCAGUGGAAGUGAGCUCUUCGGUGGCGUUAUUAGCGAAUCAAAAAGAUAAUCAUGCGAUCAUCGAUACAUCGUGGCACUGCGAGAUGCUGGUUAACAUCAGCAGCAGAAAUAGAACCGAGGACCAUGAAAUCAUUUUAACAGAGCUGCCACCGGAGGAGAGGGCGGAAUCAAUAAUGCGCGAGGCAUUCUUGUGGGGUCAAGUGGCUGGCCCUAUCUUAGGGGGUUGCCUCGUAUGGGGAAGAUCCGGACCUUCUAUGGUCUUUUCUAGAGCCGUGUUGAGUGCUUGUUUAGCAUCGCUACUGGUACCAGCUGCUUGGAGGAGCCCUUCACAUGUCGCUUUACGAUUGCUUCAAGGACUCUGCACUGGAGCGACUAUGCCUGCUGCUCAUAUGCUAGCCAUGACCUGGUUCAAGAGCACACACAGAAGCUGGUAUUUCAGUUGUUACGCCGCUGUCAGCGUUGGUUAUUGUUUAACUGGCUGGAUCGGCACUGCUGUGGUGCGAAGUCUAGGUCGUGAUUCCCUUUGCUACGGUUUAGUCCUAAUCGCUGUAUGCUGGUACUUCGCUUUCGGAAGAUUUGUCAAGGACACUCCGAAAUCUUAUCAACACGACACCAACGCAGCGGUUAUCCCAUGGGGGAAAUUAUUGAGAUCGGUCCCGGUAUGGGCCUCGGCUGUCGCCACUAUGGGGAACCAAUGGGGUGACGCUACAUUAGCUCUUGGAAUGACUAAAUAUCUGAAACUCAUUUACGGUUUCUCUACGGCGAACGAUUCGGUUCUGACUACUCUGCCGCAUAUAGGUCACUUCAUGGCAGCCCUGACAUGUGGGUUGCUCGUGGAUCAUGUCAGAGAAUCGAAGAUCGUGUCGACUACCACUGCGAGAAAACUGGUAGUCUAUACUGCUCAUUUUAUUCCAGCCGCUUUGCUGUUCGUGGCUGGGUACGCGGGUUGCCAGGCGUUAGGCGCAGCCUGGCUAGGAAUCGCCGCGUUGCUGGUCUCUGGUACCGCACCUGCAGGUGCCCUCGCAGCCAUAGCCGACCUGGCCCCGGUAGAAUCUCCAGCGUGUGCCGCUGCUGCAUGCGCGUUAUGCUCCACGUUAGGAGCCGCAGGCUUGCUAGCAGCUAAUUACUUCGUCACUCAAGCCCUACACGGAUCCAUCGCCGGAUCGUGGCGCUUGGUCUUUGGCGUGGCUUCCGUCGUGCUGUUAACGACGGCGGCAGUUUUCCUAUUCUUCGGCAAGGGAGUGCCGCAGCCGUGGAUACCUUCGGUGGCAAGGCCCAGGAGUUACGACGCCAUUUACGAACAAGAUGGAUUGGAAUUAGAUUACGAGGACGUGGGAGUGCAAACUGAGCCAUUUAGUCUAAGUCCGUACCAAUUAGAGGAAGAGGAGAACGGUUACGGUGAUAACGAGAAGAAUGUGAUCAGAUCUAGCUCGGUUCAUUCCAAGACCUCGCAAGCUUCUAAUUAAAACAAUUAAUUCACCGUCGAAUUUGUAUAUAAUUAGUAACACUAGGUAGAUUUGCUGUACAUAAAUCCUCUACGAUGUCCGAUAUUAUUAAGAUGUAAUUAAACGCGUUGUUAUUUGACAAAUAAAGAACGAUUCUUUAAAGAGA